Molecule: messenger RNA, 1037 nt
Organism: Hydractinia symbiolongicarpus
Lineage: Eukaryota; Metazoa; Cnidaria; Hydrozoa; Anthoathecata; Hydractiniidae
Product: copper homeostasis protein cutC homolog
Exons: 8
Coding region: 96-821 (241 amino acids)
Molecular function (GO): copper ion binding
Source: RefSeq, a predicted model, not a curated record
GAUAGAUUUAGAUCUAAUUUUUAAAAUCAACCUGCACAACUGGAAUAAAUGUGUUGUUAUGGAAAUUUGUAUCGACUCAGUUGAAUCAGCAAUCAAUGCAGAAAAUGCAGGUAGGUAAUCAGAGUAGUUCGCCUUUAUGUGCCAGCAGAGUUGAGUUGUGUAGUAAUUUAAUGGAAGGUGGGACAACUCCCUCAUUAGGUGUUUUCCAAAUUGUUAAGAAGAAAACUUCCAUACCUGUUUUUGUCAUGAUUCGACCACGUGGUGGAGACUUUCUCUACUCCGACACAGAGUUCGAAGUAAUGAAAACUAAUGUGAAGAUAUUUAAACAACAUAAUGCAGACGGCUUUGUGUUCGGUAUUUUAACAAAAGAUGGUGAAAUUGAUUUAACUAGAAAUAAAGAACUGAUUGAUCUGUGCAAACCAAAACCUGUCACCUUCCAUAGAGCAUUUGAUGUCGUGUGUGACGGCGACAAAGCAUUGGAAGAUGUUAUAAGCCUUGGCUUUACUCGUAUUCUUACAAGCGGAAUGGAAUCAACUUGUUUGGAAGGUCUACCGAAUUUAACUCAUUACGUGAAAAAGGCUAACGGUAGAAUUACAAUCGUACCAGGUGGUGGAAUCAACGAACGAAAUGUAGAACGUAUUUUAAGUGGAAGUGGGGCUAAAGAGUUCCAUUGUUCAGCGCGAUCUAGCCGCCAAUCUGAUAUGGUUUAUCGUAGAAAUGACAUUCACAUGGGCGCUGCUUUAUAUCCUGCAGAAUACUCCUUAAAAGCAAGUAACACAGAAAGAAUUAAAUUUAUGCUCAGUUUACAAAAAAGUAUUUAGUCUUGAUUCGAAUAAGUUUUUAUGAUAACAUUUUGGAAUGAAAGAAGCUAAAAGAAGAUUGCGUAAACGAUGAUUGCGGUGGAUGAAAGUUUUCUUCAGAAUGAAAACAUAAACAUUCAUUUCAUAAUUUUGUAACACCAGUUGUAUAAUUAUUUUUAUCAAAAAUUAGUUUUCUCGCAAAGGAAAAGAUGUAAGAAGAUAAUUCUAGGACGACAU